UCCGGUGUUUUGAUAAAAAUGGCUGCGCCCAUUGUAGCACGAUUAUGUGAAACACCAGGCUGUAGUAAAGAUGCCAAAUUACAGUGUCCAACAUGUAUCAAGCUUGGAAUUCCAGGAUCAUUCUUUUGUGCACAGGACUGUUUCAAGAUGUUUUGGUCUGAACACAAGAAAAUUCACAAGUUAGUCCAAGGGAAUGAAAAGCAAACAUCGGACCAGUAUAAUCCAUGGCCAGGCUUCAAGUUCACAGGAGGGGUACGGGUAGCUAAGGUGACACCUAAAAGGAUUGUUCCUGACCACAUACCUAGGCCAGACUAUGCAGACCAUCCUGAAGGUGUGCCAGUUUCUGAAAGACAGAUGCGAGGGACAACGAAUAUCAAGGUUUUGUCAGACGAGGAACAAGAGGGACUUCGGGUGGCUUGUAAGCUUGGGCGGGAGGUGUUAGACAUAGGGGCAGCAGCCAUUGAUGUGGGCGUGACAACGGAAGAGAUUGACAGACUUGUCCACGAGGCCUGUGUGGAUCGAGAAUGUUAUCCUUCUCCUCUAAAUUAUUAUGAAUUUCCAAAGUCCUGUUGUACGUCUGUAAAUGAAGUGAUAUGCCACGGUAUCCCAGACAUGAGACCUCUAGAGGAUGGAGACAUAGUUAACAUUGACAUUACAACGUUCCAUCGUGGAUUCCACGGAGACUUGAAUGAAACCUUUUUUGUUGGCAAUGUGGAUGAAAGUAGCAAAUCUUUGGUGAAGACGACGUAUGAAUGUCUAAAGCUUUCUAUUGACGAGGUGAAGCCUGGUGUACGUUACAGAGAGAUGGGAAAUAUAAUACAGAAACAUGCCCAGGCCCACGGCUACUCAGUAGUGCGGAGCUACUGUGGACACGGCAUUCACCAACUUUUCCACACAGCUCCUAGCGUGCCACAUUAUGCCAAAAACAAAGCCAUAGGUGUGAUGAAACCUGGACAUACAUUUACAAUAGAGCCGAUGAUCUCAGAGGGAACCUGGAGAGAUGAAAUGUGGCCUGAUAACUGGACAGCGGUCACCCAGGAUGGGAAGCGAUCAGCCCAAUUUGAGCAGACAUUAUUGGUCACAGAUACGGGAUGUGAGAUUCUCACAAGACGCAGAGAUAAUGAAGGGAGACCACACUUUAUGGACAAAAUGUGAUGUAACUACUACUGCUAGUCUGGGUGUCUGGUGUGGGACUGAUGUCAAGACCCACAAUACACAUUGUCAGUGAAUUAACACAACUUAUACAUGUAUGGGUUUGGUACAUUCCAAAUCUACGUUUGGUCAAAACCUGUACCUUUUGUAUGUAAAAGGCUGAGUUAUAUCAAGGAACUUAAUUUCUUACAGAAAGUUUUAUGCAUUGAUUUUGGAUGCUGAGAGUCUUGGUUGGUAGUGUCUGUGUGAACACAUAUAUGUGACCUUUCACCUUGGUCGAUUUUUACCCUUACAUUCUAACUGCUCUAAAACCACCCAAAUAUUGAGUCCUAGCCUUACCACAUUGCUCAUAGAAAAAAUGGUGCAUCCAACAAUUUAUCUGUUUUUUUUAUUAUUUGGUCUGCUUUGAUAGCUAUUUCAAACAUGGAGUUAAUCAUGAAGAAAUUUGUUCAAUGCUGUGACUGUGUUGACCUUGUCUAUUGAUACAGUAGUUCAGUUACUUGUGAAGUGUGU
Molecule: messenger RNA, 1665 nt
Organism: Mizuhopecten yessoensis (Yesso scallop)
Lineage: Eukaryota; Metazoa; Mollusca; Bivalvia; Pectinida; Pectinidae
Product: methionine aminopeptidase 1-like
Exons: 13
Coding region: 19-1155 (378 amino acids)
Biological process (GO): proteolysis
Molecular function (GO): metalloaminopeptidase activity
Source: RefSeq, a predicted model, not a curated record